CCUCGUCAUCCGCCCCUCGCUGUUGCAGUCUCUCUUGUUAGGGGGCCUUGUGAAUGUCUUGCGUCUGGCUCCACAUCCACAGAAGGAGCCUACUGUCUGUCGCUACGAACAAUUCUGUUGCGAGGGCCGCUGCCUCUACCUCCGCCGCGCCGCCGCCGCCGCCGUCAUCGCCGCCGUCUCGUUCUAAUAUUUAUUUGCCUCUUCAUCGCUCUAUCGCCAAUCCCAUCGGAUUUACCCUGUCGCCUGCGAGGUCAGUAGUUACUCGCAAUCCUAGAGUUACUGCCUAUUGGCGCUCUAGUCGACACUUUUCUUUGUGCCCGGCCGCUGCAGCGCCCGGUGUCACCACGAGCAUCUGCCCUGGUCAGGCGCCCAUCCGCUCUCUCAGCUCGCUCAUUAUACACUCUACGAGACCCAGUGGUAUACGUUCUCGUGCAGACCCGAUGGAUUUGAACGGAGAUGCAGGCGCCAAGCGCAAGCGCAGCUCUAUCACCGCACCCGCUGAACGGCCUGUAAAGCAUCUUCGCCCCGAAUCGAGCGCAUUGACACCUGGGGAUUCGACGCCCGCCAAUGGGACGGUAUAUGAUGUGGAGGAUGAUGAAGAUGCGGGUCGUCUGCUGCCUGUAGGGCCUGCUCAGGCUGAUUCGCCGGAAUGGCAAGCUACCAUAGAGGAGGUUGUGAAGAGCGUUGUAUCUAUCCACUUCUGUCAGACCUGCUCCUUUGACACGGAGCUGUCUAUGAGUAGUCAGGCUACUGGGUUUGUGGUGGAUGCAGAGAAUGGAUACAUAUUGACAAAUCGACACGUGGUUUGCCCUGGACCUUUCUGGGGAUACUGUAUCUUUGAUAACCAUGAGGAAUGCGACGUCCGUCCCGUGUAUCGGGACCCAGUACACGACUUUGGAAUUCUGAAAUUCGAUCCGAAGGCUAUACGAUAUAUGAAACUGAGGGAGCUGAAACUGCAGCCGGAUGCAGCUAAAGUGGGAUCUGAAAUUCGCGUCGUUGGUAAUGACGCAGGAGAAAAAUUGAGUAUUCUGUCUGGUGUCAUUAGUCGACUGGAUAGAAACGCGCCCGAAUACGGCGAUGGCUACAGUGACUUUAAUACGAAUUAUAUCCAGGCCGCUGCAGCAGCUAGCGGUGGAAGUUCCGGCAGUCCUGUAGUCAACAUUGAUGGUCAUGCGAUUGCUCUGCAGGCCGGUGGUCGUGCAGACGGUGCAGCGACGGAUUACUUCCUCCCUCUGGACCGACCUCUACGCGCACUGGAAUGCAUCCGUCGCGGAGAGCCUGUCACGCGUGGAACGAUUCAGACGCAGUGGAUCCUGAAGCCAUUCGAUGAGUGUCGUCGGUUGGGCUUGACGCCCGAGUGGGAGGCGACCGUGCGUAAAGCAGCGCCCACGGAAACCAGCAUGCUGGUGGCCGAGAUCAUUCUGCCUGAAGGCCCGGCGGACGGAAAGCUCGAAGAAGGAGACGUGCUUCUGCAGGUCAACGGGGAGCUUCUCACCCAAUUCAUCCGGUUGGAUGACAUCCUGGACUCGAGUGUUGGGCAGACAGUGCAUCUGCUCGUUCAAAGAGGCGGUCAGAAUGUGGAGAUUGAGUGCCAGGUUGGCGACCUGCAUGCCAUCACGCCCGACCGGUUUGUGACGGUGGCUGGAGGCACGUUUCAUAACCUGUCUUACCAGCAGUCGCGGCUGUAUGCCAUCGCUACUCGCGGUGUUUACGUCUGCGAGGCUGCAGGCUCCUUCAAGCUGGAAAACACCCUCUCAGGAUGGAUCAUCGACUCGGUGGACAAGCGACCCACUCGCAAUCUCGAUGAGUUCGUGGAAGUGAUGCGAACAAUCCCCGAUCGUUCGCGCGUGGUGAUCUCGUAUCGGCAUAUUCGCGAUCUCCACACCCGCGGCACCAGCAUCGUCUAUAUCGAUCGACACUGGCACCCGAAGAUGCGACUGGCUGUGCGCAACGACAACUCCGGUCUGUGGGACUUUUCGGACCUCGCGGACCCUAUCCCAGCUCUUCCUCCGGUUCCGAGGAAAGCCGAUUUCAUCCAACUCGAUGGUGUUAGCCAGCCUGCUGCGGCCGACAUUGUGCGCAGCUUCGUACGGGUAUCAUGUACGAUGCCCCUGAAGCUGGACGGCUACCCCCAGGCCAAGAAGACCGGGUUCGGAUUGGUCGUCGAUGCAGACAAGGGUUUGGUGGUUGUAUCGCGCGCGAUCGUGCCGUACGACCUCUGCGACAUCAACAUCACGGUGGCCGACUCCAUCAUCGUGAACGCUAAAGUAGUUUUCCUGCAUCCGCUCCAGAACUACAGCAUCAUCCAGUACGACCCAAGCCUGGUGCAGGCACCGGUUCAGAGUGCCAAACUCAGCACCGACUACAUCAAGCAGGGACAGGACACGAUCUUCGUGGGAUUCAAUCAGAACUUCCGGAUUGUUGUGGCCAAGACCGCCGUAACCGACAUCACUACUGUUUCUAUUCCAGCCAAUGCCUCCGCACCGCGCUACCGUGCGAUCAAUUUGGACGCCAUCACUGUGGAUACCGGACUCAGCGGGCAGUGUUCUAACGGUGUUCUGAUUGGCGAGGACGGUGUGGUGCAGGCAUUGUGGUUGAACUACCUUGGAGAACGCACGUCCAAUUCGCAUAAAGAUGUGGAAUACCAUCUAGGAUUUGCGACCCCAUCUCUUCUGCCGGUCCUGUCGAAGGUGCAGCAGGGAGAGAUGCCUAAAUUGCGGAUUCUGAACAUGGAGAGCUACGUGGUUCAGAUGAGUCAAGCUCGCAUCAUGGGCGUGUCGGAGGAAUGGAUUGAGAAGGUGACGCAAGCUAACCCAUCGCGGCAUCAGCUCUUCAUGGUGCGCAAGGUCGAUUGCCCACCACCUGGAUUCAACUCGGCGGCCGACACGUUCGAGGAGGGUGAUAUCAUCCUGACCUUGGACGGACAGCUGAUCACCCGCGUCUCUGAGUUGGAUAUCAUGUACGAAAAGGAUACGCUGGAAGCACUGAUUGUCCGAAACGGACAAGAAAUGCGGAUCCAGGUGCCAACUGUCCCAACGGAGGACCUAGAGACUGACCGUGCCGUCGUGUUCUGUGGUGCUGUGUUGCAGAAACCACACCAUGCGGUCCGUCAGCAGAUUUCCAAGCUGCACAGCGAAGUCUACGUCAGCGCAAGAAGUCGCGGAUCCCCCUCCUACCAAUACGGCCUAGCCCCAACCAACUUCAUCACCGCCGUGAACGGUGUCCCCACCCCGAACCUGGACCGCUUCUCCGAAGAAGUGAGCAAAAUCCCCGACAACACAUAUUUCCGCCUUCGCGCGGUGACAUUUGACAAUGUGCCGUGGGUAGUGACCAUGAAGAAGAACGAUCAUUACUUCCCCAUGUCCGAGUACAUCAAAGACCAGUCCCAGCCUUCCGGCUGGCGGACCGUGUCUCACGACAAGGAUAAAUAUAAAGAUGGCAUUGCGCCGGAUGCUGCGAACUUGAACCCGGAUGCUAUGGACGAAGGGUUUGAUGGAGUCAGUGAUAUCGAGCCGGAUCUGGAGUGAGUGCAGGGCGGACUGUAUAGUAUUCUGUGAUGAGCAUGGCCGUGUUAGAUGUGUAUACCAGACAUGGCUUUUGGAAAACGUAAAAAGAAAGUGAAAAAUGGGAAAAUGAUAGACAUUCUUAGUUG
Messenger RNA from Aspergillus costaricaensis CBS 115574, 3652 nucleotides. Its product is annotated as putative nuclear serine protease HtrA2/Nma111. The record is from RefSeq and is a predicted model, not a curated record. Bases 54 to 3527 code for a protein of 1157 amino acids. The transcript is spliced from 4 exons. Gene Ontology annotation, molecular function: protein binding; serine-type endopeptidase activity. NCBI's taxonomy places the organism in Eukaryota, Fungi, Ascomycota, Eurotiomycetes, Eurotiales, Aspergillaceae. Gene Ontology annotation, biological process: proteolysis.